CUUUUGUAUUUAAAAUAAAAAGAAUUUCCAAUAUCACAUUCACAAGGAUCUGAAGACCACCACCAUUCAGAGAGCGAGCCAGCGAAUCCACAUAUCCAAAAUAUGUCUUGGCAAUCUUACGUAGAUGAGCACUUGAUGUGCGAUGUCGGUGAUGGCCACACCCUCGCUUCCGCUGCCAUUACGGGUCACGAUGGCUCUGUAUGGGCUCAGAGCUCUAAUUUCCCUCAGUUUAAACCUGAAGAAAUCAAAAAUAUCAUGAAAGAUUUUGACGAGCCGGGUCAUCUUGCGCCUACAGGAUUGCAUCUUGGAGGUAACAAAUACAUGGUAAUCCAGGGAGAGCCCGGAGCUGUCAUUCGGGGGAAGAAGGGAUCUGGAGGCAUCACCAUAAAGAAAACUGGGCAAGCUCUAAUUUUUGGCAUCUAUGAGGAACCUGUCACUCCUGGACAAUGUAACAUGGUUGUUGAGAGGUUGGGAGAUUACCUCGUUGAUCAGGGUCUGUAGACCAGGAUCUCCCGUGAUCUGGAUUUCGAACGGCUGUCUUUUUGGCACCAUAUUUUUUAUUUUUGAGUUUUGCCACGCACCAAGAUCUUCUACGUUUCACCUCCUUAAGUUGGGAGUUGUUGCAGAUAAUAACCACGUGAGAAUUUAACAUUUAUCUGUUGUUUGAAUAUUCUGAUUUUAUUCUGGUAUUUACAACAAUUCGUGUGACUGCUAAGCACCUGAAUCUCUUCCCUGUUUCUCCUGUAUGAUUGACAUUUCGCUACAGAAAGGGCUCAUCAUCGAUAAUCA
Messenger RNA from Prosopis cineraria, 789 nucleotides. RefSeq names its product profilin-4-like. Gene Ontology annotation, molecular function: actin monomer binding. The coding region runs from base 103 to 501 and encodes 132 amino acids. The transcript has 3 exons. Gene Ontology annotation, cellular component: cell cortex. The record is from RefSeq and is a predicted model, not a curated record. Lineage: Eukaryota; Viridiplantae; Streptophyta; Magnoliopsida; Fabales; Fabaceae.